CAACAGCCAACCAGGAGUUCCACCGAUUCGGCGAAACUCCUGGCGCAACAUCAAUUAAAUAGUGCGUUAAAAACAUCAUCGCCAGGACAUCAUUCAUUGCCAAGGAAAAAAUCUCUUGAUUGUCGAAAUUCAACAAAAUCACAUUUUCAACGUAAUCAACCAUUGAGACGUAGCGCAAUGUCACCGACACAGCAUCAUCAACAACAGCAGCAGGAGGCAUCACUUCUUUUUGAAUAUUUUGUGCCACGAAGUGUUAGUGAAUUUAAUCUCGCAGCAGCAAUUAGUGAAAUUGCCGUGCCCCCACCUCCACCAUCGGUAUUAAGGCCCCAAGUGACAAUAGUGCCCCCAACAAAUUCAAAUUCAAUUAGUGGAACAACAAAUUCUGUUGGUACUAGAAAUCGUGAAAAAAUGGUAACAUUCGAGGAGGAUAUUAAUUGUUCUUCAAUGACGAGAAAACAUUUAAGUGUCGCCAAUAACGUCUUUAUGUGACGUUGCAGUGCCGCUUAAAAUAGACUAUAAAGUUUUAGAAAAAGAACUGAAAAAAAAUACUCGGAAGAUUAAUAUACGUAGAGGGACAAUAAAGAAGACGGAUGUUGCAAAAAAAAAAGAACGAAAGGAAGGAAAUAGUAAUUGGAAAGGAAGAAUAACAUCGAGAGGAAAAUAAAACACAAAAGUGGAAAACUUGUAUUGAUUGCUGAGAAGCUAAAACAAGAGAUAAAGAACCGAAAAGAAAAAAAUCCCGAGAAGAAUAGAAAAUGAAGAUUAGAAUUUAAAAAAAACCUGAAAAAGAAACAGUUAUUCUUUUAAGGAAGAGAAAAGAAAAAACGAAGAAACAAAAAUUUAGAAUUAUAUAGAAAAAGAAGAAUAUAAGAUAUGUGAUACAAGAUUAAAAAAAAAAGGUUGGAAAAAAUCAAAAGAAGAUUUGACAAAAAGUAUUAAAAUUUAAAAAUAUAAUAUCACGAUAAAAAUUAUGCAAAAAGAAAAGGAUGAAUGAUUCCUAAAAGAACCAAUUUAAAAAAAGAUAAUUUUAUAUGAAAUUAAAUUUGUAAAUAUCACCAAGGUUGUUAUAUAUAAAAAAAAAGUUACCACAAUUUUUACAUGAUUCUUACGAUAACAGGGACUCAUUCGAAUCCAAAAUAAUUUUCAAAUCACAAAAAAAAAAACUUUAUUUUCAGCUAUAGCAGAAUCAAGUUAGUGCACUUUUUUACCAUCACUCUGAAAAAAAAUUAUAUCUUAGCCAAAAUAACUUAAAUAACUGUUAAUCAAAAAAAAGGAAAAAAAAACAAAAAAAAAAAGAAAAGAAAA
Molecule: messenger RNA, 1305 nt
Organism: Leptopilina boulardi
Lineage: Eukaryota; Metazoa; Arthropoda; Insecta; Hymenoptera; Figitidae
Exons: 1
Source: RefSeq, a predicted model, not a curated record